Messenger RNA from Ceratina calcarata, 707 nucleotides. RefSeq names its product Glyoxalase 1 (gene Glo1). The record is from RefSeq and is a predicted model, not a curated record. Bases 100 to 690 code for a protein of 196 amino acids. The transcript is spliced from 4 exons. Gene Ontology annotation, molecular function: lactoylglutathione lyase activity; metal ion binding. Lineage: Eukaryota; Metazoa; Arthropoda; Insecta; Hymenoptera; Apidae.
UGGCUUCUAGUGGAUACCUAGUGCCAAAAAAUCCCAUCACUGACCCAGUGUCUGUCUCCCUCUCGAUCGUUGCCGUCGUCGUAUUUAUCUUCCAGCAAGAUGGGUGAACUCAUAGGAUUGACUAACUCUGAAGCGCGCGAGCUUUGUAAGAAACCUGAUCCAGCGACCAAUGGUUAUAUAAUGCAGCAAACGAUGUAUCGUAUCAAAGAUCCAAGGAAGUCGUUACCCUUUUAUACAGAAGUACUGGGCAUGCAGUUGCUGCAGAAACUUGACUUUCCCGAAAUGAAAUUCUCGUUGUACUUCCUGGGAUACGAGAACGCGAAGGACAUACCUUCCGAUAAAAGGGAAAGCAUCGAAUGGACGUUCAGUCGCAAAGCAACUAUAGAACUGACUCAUAACUGGGGAACGGAGACCGAUCCGGAUCCUAAGUAUCAUAAUGGGAACACCGAGCCGAGAGGAUUUGGACAUAUCGGAAUCACGGUGCCCGACGUAGAGAAAGCGUGUAAAAGAUUCGAAGAGCUGGACGUGGAAUUCGUGAAGAAACCUGACGAUGGUAAAAUGAAAGGAAUCGCAUUUAUCAAAGAUCCAGAUGGUUACUGGAUUGAAAUCCUGAGUCCAGAAAACAUACUGAACGUAAUAUCGAGUCAGAGUAAUUUUUUUGAAUACCCGGUAAUGUACAAGCUUCAUUGAACGUCGAUCAGAGAUCG